Molecule: messenger RNA, 1188 nt
Organism: Aspergillus versicolor CBS 583.65
Lineage: Eukaryota; Fungi; Ascomycota; Eurotiomycetes; Eurotiales; Aspergillaceae
Exons: 5
Coding region: 1-1188 (395 amino acids)
Molecular function (GO): O-methyltransferase activity
Source: RefSeq, a predicted model, not a curated record
AUGGCGAUCGAGGAGCAUUAUGAUCUUUCUGGCCUGACCGCGAAAACCGUGGAAUCAAUUGGUGCAUACCAAACGGCCAAAACCGAACAGGCACGACUGGACGCCGUUGAAAGUACUACGAGACUUCUUCGAGCUCUAGAAAAUCCAGCAGAUGCAGUCUACAAACUGUUCGCUUCGCCAGCCGUGCCCAUGGCCGUCAAGACUGCCCAUGACCUGGGUGUCUUCGCGCGGUUAUCCCAAACCGCCUCUUCUGUCACCUGCAAAGAGCUGGCUGCAGAGAGGAGCGCUGACAUCCAGCUUGUAGAGCGGAUCAUGCGAGUUCUUGUUUGCAACGGUUUCGCCAGUGAAGUGAAUCCCGGUCAAUAUCAGCCAACUGCCCUGUCAAGGCAAAUGACGGAGAGGAAAACGAUUGGGACAAUGGACUCGCUUUUCGUCGACUUUUUACCCAUCAUCCAAAAAACACCGGAGUUCCUUCAAAAGUCCGCGUACAAAAAUCCAGGGGAUCCCAAGGAUGGGCCAUUCCAACAUGCAUAUAAUACCACCGGUACCUGUUGGGACUGGCUGGCUGAGAACCCGGACGCACUCGACCGCUUCAAUACCUUCAUGGAGGGCGGCCGAGACGAGACUGCCCAUUGGGCUGACUGGUUUCCUGUUCAGAAGCAGUUGCUGGAUGGAGCAUUAUCCGACCGUCCGCUGCUUGUUGACAUCGGCGGGGGGCGUGGUCAUGAUAUUGCUGGAUUCAAGGAGAAAUUCCCAUCGGGGCCUGGUCAGCUUGUACUGGAGGAUUUGCCGUCGGUCAUCAAGGACAUUCAACAGCUUGAUCCUGAUAUUCAGCGAGUCGAGCAUGACUUUUUCCAGCCUCAACCUGUUAAAGGGGCUCGUGCAUACUACUUCAAGCACAUUAUGCAUGACUGGUCCGAUGAUCGUUGCCGGACCAUUUUGAAACAUACGAUCGCUAGUAUGGAUAAGGGAUAUUCCAAAGUUCUGAUCGAGGAUUACGUCGUUCCUGACCAAAAUGCCGGACUAAAGGAGGCCUUGACCGAUAUAAUCGUCAUGGCAUGGUGCCCAGGAAUUGAGCGGACUCGACAGGGAUGGAUAGAUCUUCUGCAGUCAGUGGGAUUAGUGGCGAAGAACUUCUGGCUGCCUCAGGGGCAAGCGAAAGGCAUUAUCGAAGCCGAACUGCAGUAG